AGAGAUUAGAAAUGUCAGUAAAAAUAUUUGUCAGUUUAAAAGAGAAGAAUAUAUUAAUCUUAUAGGCAAAUUUAUAAAUUAAUAAUAACAAAAAAUAAAACUGACACUGGCACAAGCCUAGUGGCUUAUAAAGGAAGUAAUAAUAAUAAGAGAAGAAAUGUGGCUGCCUUUAAGAGGAAUAAUAGUCCAGUGUAGUUGUCUAAACGAACUGAGAAAUGAGAAUGAAUAUGCAGCUCCACAUAGUUGAUUAAUAUUACACCCUGACUUGAUCCAAUCGUUUUGGCAAAUAACCCAACCAAAGCCACCAAAACCAACCAACAAAAGGUCUUUUUGUUGAUGCAGAAUGUAUACCUAUGCGAGAAAGGAAAAAGCAAUUUAAUGACUAUAGUCAAAGAUAUUGAACUAAAUUUAAAAAUUCAAGAUCACGAACAGGACAUAGCUAAUGAAGUUAAAAUUUUAUCUUCAUUAAAGCACCCAAACAUCAUCAGGUUUUUCGACUGUUACUACAAUGAUAAUCACGUCAUGAUAUCGAUGGAAUACGCCACGGGCGGGAAUCUAGCGGAAUACAUGUAUCAGAGAUAUCCUAAAUUGGUUAAACAACAGGAAAUUUUGUUUUUUUUAUGUCAAAUACUAUUGGGAGUUGACUACAUUCACAAGAAGAACAUCAUUCACAGGGAUUUGAAAGCUGAAAAUAUAUUGUUGACUGGAAAACACGGGAUUAUUGUUAAACUUGGCGAUUUUGGUAUCUCAAAGAUGUUGGCCAGUGCUAAGAAGACUUCCACAGUGAUAGGCACUCCAUACUAUUUAGCACCAGAGCUCUGUGAAGGUAAACCCUACGACACUAAGAGCGAUAUUUGGUCUCUAGGUUGUCUGCUAUAUGAAAUGUGUACGCAUAGAAGAGCUUUUGAUUCAGAGACAUUAGUCGGACUGGUAAAAGCAAUAACAAGUGACAGUGUGCACCCAAUAAACACAGCUGUGUAUGAUAGAGGGCUACAAGACCUCAUAGAUUCCAUGCUCUCUAUUCUCCCAGACAAAAGGCCGUCGAUAAAGGAACUCAUGAGUAGAAUGAUAAUAUUACCGACUGUUUAUACAGUUUUCUUAGAUGCGGGUGAUGAUGAAUUGCUAAUGUCAAAAGCUCAGGAGUUUUUGGUUGCUUGAUUUGGAUUUUUUUAGUAAUUAAAUUGUGUAAGGUAUGAUAAUGAAUUUAAAGUUGAUGACAUAAUUAUUGUUUUGAUCGAAAUAAAACAAAUGACAUGCUAUUUUGAGUUAUUGUUCACAUGGGUACAAAAAUCAUCACCCGAUGAUGAAUUGCUAAUUUCAAAAGCUCAGGAGUUUUUGGUU
This is a messenger RNA of Hyposmocoma kahamanoa, 1341 nucleotides long. Its product is annotated as serine/threonine-protein kinase Nek8-like. Gene Ontology annotation, biological process: protein phosphorylation. Gene Ontology annotation, molecular function: protein kinase activity; ATP binding. The transcript is spliced from 6 exons. The record is from RefSeq and is a predicted model, not a curated record. Bases 337 to 1158 code for a protein of 273 amino acids. Lineage: Eukaryota; Metazoa; Arthropoda; Insecta; Lepidoptera; Cosmopterigidae.